Haliotis rufescens (red abalone) is the source of this 1967-nucleotide messenger RNA. RefSeq lists its product as uncharacterized. NCBI's taxonomy places the organism in Eukaryota, Metazoa, Mollusca, Gastropoda, Lepetellida, Haliotidae. Bases 121 to 1002 code for a protein of 293 amino acids. The transcript has 6 exons. The record is from RefSeq and is a predicted model, not a curated record.
UCUCGUAAGGCGGAAAAAGCAUUGUUCUGCUAGAAGACUGCUGUUCUGUUCUCGGCGGAGCUAACUCGGAUAACAGCACCCAGGACUCAAGGAGAUUGUGGAUUUUGUAAACAGUAAGACAUGACUGGCAUAGAACGCAAGGCAUCCUCGAUGGCGGGCUUGUUCAGCUCGCUCCAUAGGACCAUCAUGGGAAUGAAAUUUUGGUCUUUCAUUGGCGUGGCGGCUGCAGUGAUCUGGCUGCUGUAUUGGUUCAACAGAACUGUUCUGAAUCCAUCCCACGGCUUUGAUCCAGUCAAGGAGCUUGAGCAGCUCAAGGAAGCAGAGGUCCUGGAGAUAUACCACAGUUACCUGGACAACAUUGAAUUGCCAUGUGACCGUAUGCUGCGGGCGGGUCCCCCGGCCGAUGAGGGCUGGGAAAUUUGUGACGAUGAGAGGUUCAGACCCGUCAAGCCUUGCUUGGCUUACUCUUUCGGGUCCCACUGGGGUAAAAGCUUCCAAUUUGACCAGGAUAUAGCACGGCUGUACAACUGUGAAGUGUUUUCUUUUGACCCGACCAUGAAGCAGGACAAAGAGGUCAAGGCCAAGUCUGUCCAGUAUUUCGACUACGCUCUGGGAAACAAUUUAGGUAGAAGCAGCCGUGUGAUGACCUUGACGGAGAUCAGACAUUCACUGCAUCACGAUGAGAGGACUAUUGACAUUAUGAGGCUGGAUUUGAACGGCAAGGAGUGGAAGGAGAUCCGGUACAUGAUCCAGCACGGAGAGCUCCACCAGGUUCGGCAACUGUUUGUGGAGUACAACACCGACAUGAAUCCCAGUGCAGGUGAGCUCCUCAAGAGGCUCUACACGCUGAAGGCGAUCGACGACGCCGGCUUCAAACGGUUCCACGUCCGCACGAACCAGGAGUGUACGCUCUUCAUGAACGGCAUCCCCGAAGAGAUGUUGAAGAACAUAGACACCGGGUGUUACGAAGUGCACUAUCUCAACAUCCACCUCGAACAAUGAUCGAGUCCUGACUAUGCGCCAUGGGGGUGUCUUCUGUUUAGUUCUAAACAUUGCUAUCAAUGCCAUGUGCGAAAAUGAGGCUGUGUCUGUAAUGAGGGUGAUUAUUGACUGUGAAUUCAAAUUAUGUACAUAAUAAAUAUGGAACCAGACAGUUUGAGGGGCUUGGAUUAAACUUCUUGGGACUGACAAUUGAGCCAAGCAAACCACCCUCAACAACGCAUCUGAGACAAAUAUAUACUGGUAACAAUAACUGAUCAAGGAAAUAAAAUUUUUUUGACUGUCAAUUAGCCUGAGAUGAAAGUUCCCAUAACAAGUCAAGAGCCCAUUCAACAACAAAACUUGUUUGCGCUACGACUGUCGUAAGUCUUUUAUAAUGUAUUGGCGUCCCGAUUGUAUCACCACGAGGACCGAUUGGGAUCGGGUAUUGUAACCAGCGCUAUGUGUGUAAUUGAAACAGAGUUAUUGUUGACUGCUGGAGACACUUCGAUCAAACUUGCAGGGCCUGCUGAUUGAUCCGAGUGUAGCCCUCCUUUAAGACGUAUUUUAAUGUUUUUCGACAUUUCUUCUGUUUUUUUAGUCUGAUUUUUGUCGUGAUUUCUUUUACCUGGAUCAAGUUUCGUAAAUGAUUAUCUUCUUAUUAAUUAUCUUCCCUAAAAUUAUUGCUUUUUUAGGGCAUCUUAAACUAAUAUAAAUGCUUGCCAGAAAAUUUGUGUGACCUUCUGUAAGCUUCUCAUGUGAAAUGUCUUCUUGAAGGAAAAUCCAAACAUUCGUUUUAUUAUUUAAUUACAGUCUUUGUCCAGUCCAGGGUGUGGAACGCGUUGUUUUCGGAGUGAGGUUGAUUAUAGACUGACGAUCAUAAGAAAGCAUUCCGAUCAGGUUUUUAUCAAAAUGACACAAACCACUUACAAUUGUUAACGUGGCUUGUUUUAAAGACAAUUACUGUUGGGAUUAAAUAUGUACGUGCC